AUAAACCGUAGUGGCGUCCCUUCUUGUUGUCUUUUAUCGGAAGCCAUGGCUUUCUGACCUGAAACUAUUAUUUAUAUCUAAAGAAAAACGUUUAGUAAUUCACAUGCCGCAGCUUCACGAUGGAGCUAUAUUCUAUAUUUUUAGUUCUUAUGUGCCUUUUUGGGUCGGGAUUGGCUUUGGAGUGUUAUGUCUGCGCUGAUCAGCCUGAUAAUAAAGACAAAUGUGUGAAGACGACAGUACAGUGUGAGGAGAGCCAAGACACGUGCCUGACCCAUAUAGAAUGGAGAGCGCCAGACUUCUGGACACCUCGCAGUGAGAAGAUGUUCUAUGUCCACAAGGCCUGCCACACCUCUACGUACUGCGCCAACAUGCAGAGGGAAGUGGGCAUCAGGUGCAUGAGGGACUGGUACAGGGACUGGGAGUGUUACGAAUGCUGCGGUGGUGACCGCUGUAACUUUUAUGUCACUCUUGGCUCAACGUCUGUCAUUCCCAGUUUCAUCUUACUAGUAGCGUCCUUGGUUGCUGUUUUGAUUUCCCAGUUGCGAUAAAACUGUUCUAUUUGAAACUGUUUGUGUCUUGUAUCUGUCGGUAGUGCGUGUCAUGUGUGUAGGUGAAAUGAUGUGCCUGCUGUGUAUCUGAACCAAAAAUAACAACUGCUGCUGUAUACUUUGUGUUCUGUUUGAUGUGUGAUGUCAUUUGACUCCAAGCUCAUACUUGUUAUCGCGAAAUAUCGUCUGAAAGAAUGCAAUGCAUGGUGAGUGGGUUAUCUAAGGUCGCUUUCUGUUGCCUGCACUUCUAUUUGGUUAAACUUACUGCAGCUCUAAAGGACCUGUUCAUAUGUUUUUUCAGAAGGUGCAUAUAGUUAAUAACAUAGAAAAAUAUCUUUUUCUGUGUGUGGCCUUGUAAAGCUCAAUGGAAAUGAAGUCAUGUCAUGUAACUCAGUAGGUUAAGGUGUUUCUUGACAAUAAGUUUAUCAGGUCUUUGAAGUAACAAAAUGGAAUUGUUGAGCCCAUUCCAAUGACAGUCUGAAUUUUGUUGUCAUUUGUAAAUAGAUUUUUUGUACAUAAACUUUCUGUGGAACUUAUCAGGAUUUAUGAUUCCUGUAUUUUUAUCAUGUUUACAUUAUUGACUAAAGGUUGAAUAUUUCUUCUCUCUGAGUUUUUUAAAAGGUCUACUGUAACAUUCCAUUUUCUGUAAUUUUCUUUGUCAUAUUAGGCAAUGAAUAAUAGAAGCCAUUCCCAAGAUAAAAUAACAUUUAUUGUAGUAAACUCUAACAUUCCAUAUUAGAUUUUUUAACAUGCCGGUAUAGAGCCAUGCUCACUGUCAAGAUAUAACUAUUUUAAUAUUGUAAUUUAUACACAAUUUUUGUGAAUAAUAUAAAGAAAAUUUAUGUAUGCAUAUUAAAAUAUUAAAAGCUAUGAAACUAGAACGAUGAUGGCAAGCUAUGUGUCAUAACAUUUGUCAUUAAUUUAACAAGAUGAUGAUAUUUGUGUUUCAUUUAGUUAGUUCAUUAAAAAAUACAAAAUUGCCAAACGAAAAAUAUGUUAUAUUGAUUGAAAACUUAAGAUUAUGAUAUAUGUUACAAAAUGCCUGCAGGAUAAUGUCAGCAUAGAUUUUUAAAAAGAUGUUUUCAUGUAUUAAAGUUAAACCGUUUCAACCUUGAUGUUGAACCUUGUUAUACAACGGUUUUUAAUUAUUUUUACAAAUCUACAUUUAUUCCUUUUUGUUUUUGUAUAUCUAUAUUUAAAAAAAAAUAUUUAUCAUUAACUUGAACAAAGCAUUUUUUUUUUUUUUAGAUUCAUUCGAUUUUUUGCUGUGUUGUAGUUUAAAAAAAAAAGUAAAAUUGGGGAGUGUGAGUUGGCUCUCUGUCACUAUUGAAGAUCCAGAAAUCACCUGAAUCUGACUGCUUUGAUUGACGGCGCAGUCAUAAACUUUGGACAGUAGCAAUCACUUGAUAAGAUUACUGUUAUCUUUGAAUUAAAGAUAGGAUGGGAUCAAACUAGUGAUAGGGUCAAUCUAGAAAAUAUUCUUCUGGGAAGCGGGGAUGGUGCAGUGAAGACCGAAAUCAUUCCCUAUCUGGCCCCCAAAUCUUUUAUCCAUGGUGCAUGAAGAAACCAUAGAGGGUUGAUACUUCUGGAUUCUUGCGAUUUUUUUUUGUUUUUUUUGUGGUAAUUGUGAAAUCAAUGACCCUUUGGUUGAAGAAAGGUUGUGUAGCACUUUUAUAGUGACUUGAGCACAAUAUGUUAGGAGCAAUUUUUAUUCUCUGUAAUUAUAGGGUUAAACAAAAUAUUUUUAUUGAUAUGACUGGAUAUUCUGUUGAACCUAUCUAGCUCGAGGAACCUGCUGGAUUUUUAGAAGGACUGGCUUAGAACCAUUGCAACAACUUUGUUGUAUACAUCCUGGCUGCAUGGUCAUGUCUUAUGCACACUAGACUGUCGUUUAGCCAUCACUGUGGGCCCAGGUUCAUACUCUGUCCCCUUUCAUGAAGGACUAGCCUACAAACCUGUAAAAACAAACAUCCUUACUUCUUAAAGGAACAAAGGAAGGGAACAAAUAGUAUUUUCUGUCCUCUGUGUUGGUUGCUUUCUUUUUAAAUUCAAAAGCUCUUAGUUGCAUUAAUUUUAAUUAGAAUCUCUACAAAAAAUCAAAUGGUUUUGAUUAGUAAAGAAUUGAAACCUUGACAUGUUUUUAUUUUUCUUAUAUAUUGUAUUGUCCUAUUACUUUCACUUUGUAUAACUCAUAUACAAUAAUAAAUAAUGAGAUUGUAGAUAGCCAACAUUUCUCAUCCUAAAGCAGACCAAUGUAUAUGUUAUCAAUGGUAGAAAGAAAUUAAAGAAUGAAGACUUUUUUUUGUCUAAUUGUAUACAUAUUAUUUCUAAGGAAUUGACAUAAAUAAACUGUUAAAAAAAAUAAUUUCCUCUCUUGUAUAUAUGUCAUUCACUUUGAGCAGCAAAAUUUUUAAGUACAUUAAUAAAAAGUUGAAAAUUG
This is a messenger RNA of Biomphalaria glabrata, 2988 nucleotides long. RefSeq lists its product as uncharacterized. The record is from RefSeq and is a predicted model, not a curated record. The transcript is spliced from 4 exons. Bases 120 to 548 code for a protein of 142 amino acids. Lineage: Eukaryota; Metazoa; Mollusca; Gastropoda; Planorbidae.